UUCUCCAUAUUCUCACAUCUCUGUGGACUUCGGGCUCUCACAAUCACAUCAUUCAUUUCGUCCUGCCAUUAGCUAGACUCCAGCUAGAAAAAAAACACUAAGUUGACAUUUCUCCAGUCUGGGGCAUGAGAAGAGCCUCUUGUGUUACAACACAUUGAUGGAAACUGAAACAACAUUUUGAUUUUUGAGGUAAAUGGUAUUUUUAUGCGGUUGGAUGCAUUUGGACCGAAAGAAAAAUAAGAUGUAGCAGGUAGCUCAGACCAUGGCAUUGGAGAGAAAAUAAGGAGAGUCCAUCUGCCAAUAUUUUGUCGCAUGACAACACGUAUAUGUCUAGAAUGCAUGCACACAACAAAUAAAUUAUGAACGCUGUUCGCCUUGCCAAAGCAACAACACGAUCACUCCAAACUAGAUCCCUCCAUUCCUGUGUCACCUCUCCAGCCCCCAAAAAACAACACAUUCCCGAGACUCCACCCUUCCUUCGCCUCCUGGAUGAAUUCCAUCAGCUCUGACCAUCUCGGAGUACACGGCUCAAUAUCAGGAGCUCCUGUUUUGAUCAGCUUCAACGCAAGUUUGAAAAUGUCCUGGACGCAGCCCGUUCUUCUCACCUGUCUCAUCGUAGUGCUCACCAUCACCUUAUUCAAAGGAGCAGACACUGCCGCUGUAUCAGAUAAAAAGGACGUAAAGGCAGCCGAUCCUCAAGGUUCGCCGCCGAAGAUCUUCAUGUCGGAGGCAGACGCCUCCAACUUUUUCAAACGGCGAAGCAGGAGGGCUACGAAAACACAGGAUGAGAUAAAUGCCGAACAGAGGCAGAGACAGGCAGCAGAUUUGAAGAUGAGACAGUAUCAUGAAGAGCAAAGAAAUGAGUUUGAGAAUUACGCUGAAGAGGAACAUGACGAGCAAGAUGAGCGGACCAGAGAGAGCACAGAGCAGUGGAGAGAGUUUCAUCAUGAUGGUCUUGACCCUUCUUAUGAGUACAACCGACACACAGUCUAAAAAACUGAGAUUAAAGGGAUAGUUCACUUUAAAAUGACAAUUCUGUCAUCAUUUACUCAUCCUCAUGUUGUUCUAAAACUGUAUGAAUUUCUUUUUUCUGUUGAACACAAAAGAAGAUGUUUUGAGAAAUGAUGGUAAACACACAGCAGUAAGUGACCAUAGACUUCCAUAGUGGGAAUAAAAAAUAUGAUGGCAUUUAAUUGGUACCGUCAACUGUGUGCUUACCAUCAUUUAUUAAAAUAUUUUCUUCAUCAUUUAUCACAAUACUUCCAAAAUAUUUUUUCCUACUAGGCUAUAGAAGUCAUUGUGUUUACCAUCAUU
Messenger RNA from Misgurnus anguillicaudatus (oriental weatherfish), 1314 nucleotides. It is a transcript of the gene ucmab, whose product is annotated as upper zone of growth plate and cartilage matrix associated b. Gene Ontology annotation, cellular component: extracellular matrix. Lineage: Eukaryota; Metazoa; Chordata; Actinopteri; Cypriniformes; Cobitidae. The record is from RefSeq and is a predicted model, not a curated record. Gene Ontology annotation, biological process: embryonic skeletal system development; regulation of osteoblast differentiation.